Xenopus laevis (African clawed frog) is the source of this 7151-nucleotide messenger RNA. It is a transcript of the gene arhgef9.L, whose product is annotated as rho guanine nucleotide exchange factor 9. Bases 748 to 4806 code for a protein of 1352 amino acids. Gene Ontology annotation, cellular component: cytoplasm; postsynaptic density. The record is from RefSeq and is a predicted model, not a curated record. The transcript is spliced from 14 exons. Lineage: Eukaryota; Metazoa; Chordata; Amphibia; Anura; Pipidae. Gene Ontology annotation, molecular function: guanyl-nucleotide exchange factor activity.
CAAUGACCGGCAGAAGUGAUGGUGUCACCGGCCUGAAAUAAAGCGAGAGAGGGAGAAGAGGAAAGAAAGAAAAACAAAGGCAGUGGGAUUAUUCAUGAGGCAGGAAGUUUUGACUGUGCAGUUGGAGGUUGGUGAUUAGGAGUGAGUGGAGCAGAGUAAUGUAGUGCAGGGGGAGCAGGAGCCCAGCCCUGCAGCUGGAAAGCAAGAAAGAGUUCAUGUCACACAGUCUCUCUCACGGAUAAUAAACACACCCCUGCCUCCCAGGCUCCUGCUCAUCCCACAGCCAAAAGUAGCGCUGCCGACACGUGCAACUGCCUGACACUCGCAGGAUUAAACUCUGACAACGUUUCUACCUUCUUGCGCACGGAGCUGCUGCACUUCUACCGGUGUAUGACGAUUACAUUUCUCUACCUGUAUUUAGUCUGCCCUGGAUGCUGCUGCCUUUCAUCUACCUCGGGAGGUUUACAAACUUUCUCCAGCACUUUACAAAUCACACUUCUCUCUCAACUUGGUGGAUGAGAAGCGAUUUUGGAGUCGAAGUCGUGCACCCUGCACUGUGCAGUUACCUCCAUCCUGGUCUCAGGAUUAGGGGGUGCCCUUGUCAAUCUUGUGCUGGGAUUGCUUUAAUUGACAGAGGAUUAUAAAGCUUUUGGGAUGCCUGUGAUUUAUCCUACAGCCUGACAAGCUUUCUUUGAAGACCCAUGGACUGAUGGAGAAAUGACGAUUUAAGAAGCUGGGACAUGAGCCAUGGAAAUUGUGAAUGGCGGUAUAAAUAGUCACACGGAUGUUGUACCUAAUGGGUACAUGAACAGAAGCUUUCAAGCGUGUCCCAAGGAGACGAACACUAGCGCCAUGGCUAUUUGUGAGUUUGAGCAUUGUGAUGUGGGUGGUGCUACCACAGAGCUACAGAUGGAGGAUGCAGCGGGCAGGUAUGAAAAGAAACCAAAAGGGACCCGAAUUUGGAGUUUUGUGAACAGAAGGAGGGCGAAUUUAUCAAGGAACAAGAGGCCUCAGUCUAUGAUACUCACUAGUGAGAUAAACGAGCCUAAACCUAAACUGUCUUUCAUGGACAAGGUAAGAUCUUUCAAAAGGUUAAGGUCAUCUACAUUCUCCAAAAGCUCAGUGCUUCGCAAUUCCAAGGCUAAGGUUGAAAGCCUGCCUACUGACAACGUUGAUGUGAAUAACACGCGUGCUAUGUUUAGAACAAGGAAAUUUGCUGAUGGCCAAAGGCCUUACAGGCAUUCCUAUGCUGGAUAUAUUGAUGACUUAGACUGUUCAUUUGAAGACGUUGAGUUAAACAUUUGUAUCUCUGAAUGUGACUCUAAUGAGAACAAAUGGCUUAGAGAUAUGGCAGUUGGAAUGAAUGGGGAUACAGACAUUGUAGAUAGUCAAAGCUUGACCAGCCAUCGCAGACAUGCCCUUACCACUAAGAGCUCAACUAUUGCCGAGGGGGAAAUCCAAAGAAGAGGACUUAAAAUCCCACCUGAGCACCGCAGAGGGCGCACCUCUUACAUGUGGAAUUAUCUGAAAGGGAUUUCACUGAAUACCAAAGAAAGCACAAAAGUAGAGGAUAAAAUAGAUAAAAGUACAUUUCAUAAUGCAGAACUCACAGAUACUACUUCGACUGCCUCUGAUAAAAGGAUGGAGGAUAGUGUUGACCAGACACGAUCAUCUGAUGGUGCCACUGCCACCAAAUCCAAAAAUCUUGGUGGGGUCUUUAGGUUUUUCAGCAAUAUGGCAGAGGCAGCCAGAAAGUGGCGAGGCUCUUCCAGAUCUUCCACAACCGAGGAUCAAACUUCUCAGUCGACUCCUCGGACUCACAGACUGCACAACACUUCAAGCAAGGAACCUUUGGUUAUAGAAAAUGAAAAUGCUCUAACACUUUCACUAGAAAUUCCUAGAUUGACUGAUCCAGUGGCAUGUGAUAGUCAUGCCCACAGCUACCACCCUGUUCAGGAUCGUUUACCCAUCCCCACAUCAGAGGUAGAGUUUGAUGACCCACUGCCAAUGCAGGAACAAGAUAGCAAGGAGAUGACAUGUUUGGGCAAGAACCAUUUUGAGGAUGAAGAACUUACACAGUCUUCUCAGACACCACCUUUAGAGACAUCUUUUGAAGAACAAAAUAAUUCUAGAACAGAGAGUCCCAGUCAAUGCUUGGAUACGCAUUCUAUAAAUUCUAUAACCUUAGAUGAGUCCAAAGAGGAAUGUGUUUUGGGAACCACCCCUGACAAUACAUUUUUACACGAACAGAGCUGUUUGGAGGAACCAGAAGAAGAUCCAUUUGAAUACAGCGAUUCUGCAACCGAGUCUCAUUUAGGCUUGUCCUUUCCUUCUUCAUCUUGUGAGGAGGAGCAAUGGGAGCAACAAUUGCAUGAUGUUACCAGAGAAGAAGAGGAGGUGGCAGAACCUCUGUGUGGUAGCCAAAGUUCUAUGUUCACACAGGAGCAGGUUCAAGAUCACCCAGAGCAAGUUCCAGAUCACCAUGAGCCAGUUCUAGGUCACCAGGAACAGGAGCCACAUUACCAAAAGCAGGAUCUGUAUUACCAGGAGCAGAAUCUAGAUCAUGGGAAGGAUCAAAAUUACAAAGAGCAGGAUCCAGAUCACCAGGAAAAGGAUCAAGUUUACCAGGAGCAGGAUCCAGAUCAUCAGGAAAAGGAUCAAGUUUACCAGGAGCAGGAUCCAAAUCACCAGGAGAAGGAUCAAGAUUACCAGGAGCAGGAUCCAGAUCAUCAGGAAAAGGAUCAAGUUUACCAGGAGCAGGAUCCAGAUCACCAGGAGACGGAUCAAGAUUACCAGGAGCAGGAUCCAGAUCACCAGGAGAAUGCUCAAAAUUACCAGGAGCAGGAUCCAGAGGAAGAUGCUCAUGAAAAUACCAAAGUCAAUGACUUUGACAAUGAUAGCAUCUUACCAAGUGACUCUGAUACUGACCAACAGAGCAAUGGAUAUGAACAAACAAUACCAUUCCAACCUUUUGAUGAAUUAGAGAAUGAAAACAUCUUGACGCCUUUGCGUCUCCCACCAACUCCACUUAAAGUGCCCGCGUUGAUCAAAUUACCACUGGACAGAUGCAUGUCAUUGCCUUUAUCCCAGAGCACUCCAUCUGGUCUUGAUCAAGUUGGGUGGAUGAAGAGGAGGUUGUUGACUUCAGGAGACGCUGACUUAGGCUCCAAGACUCUGGAAGUCCGGCGAGGCAGCAGAAGAGCAAAAAGCGGAUGGAAAGCCAUAAAGCUGGGAUCAAAUCAGUUUCCUGUACAUAAGCUGAUCAGUGGUGGAAAUAUUGUAAGUGCUGAGGCAGCAUGGGAUCAUGUCACCAUGGCCAACCGGGAGUUGGCGUUUAAAGCUGGUGACGUCAUCAAGGUCCUUGAUGCUUCCAACAAGGACUGGUGGUGGGGUCAGAUCGACGACGAGGAAGGAUGGUUUCCAGCCAGCUUUGUCAGGCUCUGGGUGAACCAAGAAGAUGGCGUGGAGGAAGGGACAAGCGAGGUGCAGAAUGGGCACCUGGACCCGACCUCCGACUGCCUGUGCAUCGGCAGAACACUUCAAAACAGAGAUCAGAUGAGGGCCAACGUCAUCAAUGAAAUCAUGAGCACAGAGCGGCACUAUAUUAAGCACUUGAAAGACAUCUGUGAGGGUUAUUUAAAGCAAUGCAGAAAGCGGAGGGAUAUGUUCAGCGAUGAGCAGCUGAAGGUGAUAUUUGGAAACAUUGAGGACAUUUACCGAUUCCAAAUGGGUUUCGUGAGAGAUCUCGAGAAGCAGUAUAAUACCGAGGAGCCGCACCUUAGUGAAAUAGGGCCUUGUUUUCUGGAACAUCAAGAUGGGUUUUGGAUUUACUCCGAGUACUGUAACAAUCAUUUGGAUGCCUGCAUGGAGCUCUCCAAACUCAUGAAGGAUGGGAGAUACCAGCAUUUCUUCGAGGCAUGCAGGUUGCUUCAGCAGAUGAUAGACAUUGCUAUUGAUGGGUUUCUCCUAACCCCUGUACAAAAGAUCUGCAAGUACCCACUACAGUUGGCCGAACUAUUAAAGUACACAGCACAGGAUCACAGUGAUUACAGGUACGUGGCAGCCGCUCUCGCUGUCAUGAGAAACGUCACACAACAGAUCAACGAGCGAAAGAGGAGGCUAGAAAAUAUCGACAAGAUCGCUCAGUGGCAGGCGUCAGUCAUAGACUGGGAGGGAGAUGAUAUCUUGGACCGAAGCUCAGAACUUAUCUACACCGGUGAGAUGCAGUGGAUUUACCAACCAUACGGACGCAACCAGCAAAGAGUCUUCUUCCUCUUUGAUCACCAGUUGGUUCUUUGUAAAAAGGACCUGAUUCGGAGAGAUAUUCUGUACUACAAGGGUCGCAUGGAUAUGGAUAAAUUUGAGGUUAUAGAAGUAGAUGACGGCAGGGACGAAGACUUCAAUGUGAAUGUGAAGAAUGCUUUUAAGCUUCAUAACAAGGAGACAGAUGAGGUGCAUCUUUUCUUUGCCAAGAAGCUGGAGGAAAAGCUUAGGUGGCUGCGUGCCUUUCGGGAGGAGAGGAAGAUGGUGCAAGAAGAUGAGAAAAUAGGUUUUGAAAUAUCUGAAUACCAGAAGAAGCAAGCAGCAAUGACUGUGCGAAAAGUCAGCAAGCAGAAAGCUGGUGUCAGCUGCCCUCGCUCCGUUCCUCCAGCAUAUCCGCCCCCUCAGGAACCAGGGGCCAUCCAAGGACAGUAUAUGGUGACCGAUGGCAUUAAUCAACCACAAGUUUUCGAGUUCACGGAACCCAGGAGAAGUCAAUCUCCAUUCUGGCAAAACUUCAGCAGGUUGACGCCUUUCAAAAAAUAAUACAGAGAUAUAAAUAUAUAUAUAUAAAUAAAUAUAUAUAUUGAGAAAGGAGUAUUAAAAAAAAAAAGAAGAAGAAAAUUAUAUUUAUAGAUGGACUUUUUUUCGGAGAAGCCUUGUCGAAACGAAACUAUGAAAGGACCAAAAAUUAAAUAAGAUAGGAAUAUUAACUAAAAACUUUAUUUUUUUUUUCUUUUUAAAACAACGUUUUUUUUCCUGUCAGAAAACAGAACUGAUUUGCUCCGGAAAUCUCCAUGAGACUCAUUUUCUCUGAAAAGCUCAUUUGUGACGACGGGACAUGCCCAUGCUGUGGCGUUCCCAGGACUUCACUUCCUGUGUUUGCUAGUGACAAAAUCAUGGCUUGUGGUUUAUUGGUUCCAGGGAAAUAUUGCACAUUUUAAGAGAGCAGCCAAUCCACUAUUAAGACCGGGAAGCCAAGAGCAGCCGGAUCACGUUGCACAACCUGCAUUCAUUUGAAGAAAUCUCGCCCAUCGUAAAUGUUGACCCCUCUAGCACUGAAGGAGUUAACCUGCCUUCAUAUAAUUACCCCCUCGUUAGUGUACUUUUUUUUUUUUUUUAAAUUACAGUUCGCAAUCUGAGUUUUGACAAAGUGAAUGCAAGGCAUUUCUUUACACUGUAUAGAGGCUGAAUUCAUGGAAUAGAAUACUGUGUAUGGUAAAACCAGAGGGACUGCAACUGAAACUGCCUGCACAUUUCCAGGACUUCUGUGUUGUUUCCAUUGGGUGUCAGUGCGGCGUGUGUUUACAAGCAGGCUCCCCAGGGACACUAGCGAUGAACCACUUACCUGUCAGUCUGCGCACUCUUCUACCUAUCUUGAGCUGUGCCUGUAAAAGGGAAAGUCUUUCUCGGUGGACCUGCCGGUCUCGCUCACUGCUUUAGUUGUUUUGUAGAUAUUCUUAGUGAUGACAAGUCAUGAGGGGAACAAUACUAGACUUUUUCAUUCCUCGUUCCUUUGGUGAGCAGACUUGCAUUUUUAAUGAUCAUUCUGUGGUGAGCUUUAUUUUUAUGUUCUGUUUUUCUUCCAAAGUAACCCUUUUGUUUAGUCUGUCAAUUUAUACCCCAAUAUGCUACAAGUGCGCAAUCAUACAAUCUUCCCUUCUGCAGUGGCUUUUAUUCAUUUGCUGAGUCCUAUUAAGUAAUCCCAACACUGACCAUUAGCAGCCCUUGUGGAGGCCUCCAGCACUUUCAGAUUGUUGGUGUUUUAUUAGUGUGCUUUCUCAACCUUAAAGCUGCUACCAACUGGCUCCAUUUUGGAGCCCCUAAUGUUACUGAGUUCCUUGGAAACUUAUUUAUUGAGUCAGUGGCUGGAAUGCCAAUACACCAGCUAGUUGGCUGCACCAGUGAAAAAGCCGUUACAUUGUGGAAGCACAGUAAUAUAUGGGCACAUAUUUGGAGGGUGUACAAACAGCACAUACAAAAGAAGAAAGUCCAUAUACUAAUGGGACACACUAAGGUGAUACGCAGGUAAAAAAAAACAAAUCAGGGCAGUUUGUCAAAAAAAGUUUCCAUUAAAAUGUUUUGUUUAGAUAUAAAAAGUUACCCUUUAAUCUUUUUUUUAACUUUGAGUCUGGGAAGUCUUUCCUGUCUCUUUUUUACAUGGGUGACAUAUUUGACCUUAUUGAUUAAUUAAAAAACUCGAAUUAAUUGGAUCGGGAAAAAAAAGAUAAAAUCAAGCAAAAACCCGAAUGAUUUCAUUUUUUUGUUUUUUUUUCCCCAAAACCCUGAAUAUUUUGGAUUUUUGGGCUAAACCCAGCUCGAACCAAGAUAAAUUGAGAGUGAUGCCUCUCCCAUUGACUUAUACAGGACAUGAGAUGGCAGAUUUUCAGAUUCUGGCUUUUUGCAGCAGGUUAUAAUAAAUCACUAAAAAUUCAAGUUUUUUUCCCAAACAGAUAAUUUGAGUUUUAGUAAAUAACCUUAGUCUGGCAGUAAGGUUUAGCAGCCAUACUUUUACCGGAAUGGUUUCUUCUCCAUAGUGGCAAUAAUGUUAGUCCUAUUAAAUGCCCGUAGGCAUUGCUUGAUCGCUUGUACUGUAGCGAGAGCUUGUGAUAGAAGGUUCCUGACCCCCCUGUGCAAUAAUUGCUGUCAAGCCUUGUUUGGCAUUGAUGUCAGCUUGAAGUUUAAAGAUCUGUCAAGUCAGUACAAAUCAUUUUGUUGGGAGCCAGCGAGAUUCUGAGGUCAGAACCAGUGAUGGGGGUGUAAAUUUUUCUCCAGUGCUGUUCUCUUUCACCCUCAUUGUUUUUUAGAACUUUACUGUAUAGGGGCCUCUUUUUAAAGCAAAACACGGUGUAUUAAAACAUAUUGUCUCAUAACUGCGUCUGAACACCAUC